AUCAAAUUUCAAUGGCAUGCAGAGAAUUUGCUCGAAAUGGUUUUCACCCUCUACUGCUCUACCUAAAGCAAAAUCCCAACCCCUCUCAUAGAACCAAAUCCCACCGACGUCCUAAUAUGUUGGUACAAGAUUCAAACACACACACACACUCUCUCUCUCUCUACUACUACUACAAAACCCAUCCAGCUACACUCCCACAGUCACAAAUCCGAAACCCAUCUCAAGUUCUCCAACAAAAACCUCAAAUCCAUCCACCCAACACCACAUAGCACCAAACGAUCAACCAAUCCCCCCUCCACACUACCAAUUACCAACGCCACAAGAACCAACCCCCCACACAUUUAUAAGGAUCAAAGCCAAGAGCAAAGAGCAAGAUCAAAGCAAAGCAAAGCCGCCGCACUAGUGAGGAAGAUAGCAAAAGGGGAAGAUCGGAGGAGGCGCCAUGGGCAGCGCCGGCAAGAUCGUGCGCACGGCGCUGCACGCCUUCUUCCGGCACUACCACCCGGCGUCCUCGGCGGCGUCGCUGCUGGCGUUGCCGUUCUCCGCCGCCGCGCUGCUCUCGCGCUCCCACCCGGCGCUGCUCGCGCCGUCGCACUUCCUCUCGCGCCGCCUCCGCCGCGUCCUCGUCGCCGCGGGGUUCCCGCCGGCGUCCCAGCUACUCUUCCUCCUUAGCCACCGCCUCUCCCAGCGCGCGUGCACGUUCCUCGCCGCUCUGCCGUUCUCGCUCUCGUUCCUGCUCCUCGCCAAGGCCUGCGCCGUGCAUUGCUGCUCGACGCCGCCGCCGCUGCAGCGGUGCCGGCGCAAGCGGCCUUCGGACGCCGUCGUCCAGGUAGUGCAAGCGUCGUACCCUGCGAUGGUGCAGACACAGAUCGUGAACUGCCUCGCGCUGCUGCUCGCCAUUGCGGGCGUCUUCGCCGCGCUGCUCGCCGCGUUCAACGCCUCCGAGGCGCUGCACCUGCUUGUCGCUCCCUCCGGCUCCGGCUCCGUCUCCGACGGCGGCGGCGGCGGCAGGGCCGUGCUCGCGCUCUCGGCGGCCGGCGUGAUCGUCUAUUCGGUGGUGCUGGCCAACGCGUCAGUGGUGUGCAACCUAGCCACGGUCGUCGCGGCGGCCGAGGGCCGGGGCGGCGCCCACGCCAUGCUCAAGGCGCUCUUGAUGCUGCUCCAUGCAGGCGACGCCGCCACCGCCGUCGCCGCGUCCCUGCCGGCCAGCCUCGCCGCCGCCGCCAUCGAGGCGCUGUUCCAGCUCAGGGUGAUGCGGCCGUACACGCUCACCGGCAAGGUGACGCCGGGGAUGCUCUGCGAGGGGCUCCUCGUCGCCUACAUCCACGCCAUGAUCUGUGUCCUCGACACGGUCAUCACCAGCAUGGUCUACCAGACCUGCAAGGCCAGCCAUUCUUGCCACCUCUUGGAGCUGGAGCUGGAUGGCAAGGAGGACUUGAGAGUCUGAUUCCCCCCCCCCCCCCCCCUGCAAUUUUAAUUGCUAGAACAUAGAAGUCAGACAUCUCAUGAUGGCGAUGCGUAUUGAUAAAAUCUUUGAUUUUUGGUUUCCUCUUUCUGUCCUUUCUUUUGACCUUUAUGUGGGUUAAUUGCUGGUUCUUGGGACAUAGGUUCUGUUAGUUAGUGUUAGCACUUUAGGACGAGCAUCAGGUCCAUCAGAUUGGUAAGAGAGACAUUUGAAAAUAACUACAGCAGAAUGGUCUAUAAGAUUCUAUAUAAAUAAUCAAUAAGUUUUCAUAUACAAUUGGGUUAUCAUGGCAUUUGCAUAAGGUUGUCUUGAUUGUUUUCUGAUGCUGUUCAGGUACAUGAAUUGACCGGUAUACUCACCUUUGUAAAGUCAAAUAAAUGGUCAACGUUUACAGGGAUAUGAGUAUGAAACAGUUUGCAGGUCAGCAGGCUUUUCACCAUAACUAUCAGGAUCACAGUAUCCUUAAACCAUGCCGUGUUUCGGGCAUUUAAUUCUCUACUCCAAGUGACUGUAGCUGCAUCAUCUGUUGGAUAAGAUCGACACCCUGACAUGCCACCCAAAGUUGCCCCAGCAAUUUGGGUCAGUUGUUGAGAUCCUGAGCCCCACCAUUUUCAAGUGCAUCUUUCCUUGAUUCCAAAGCAAAGCCAGAGGAGAAGAGGGCAGGCCACUAUAUACAUGCAUGUGGUUUCUGUGAACAUGUCCAGAUCAGCUUGGGGAGAAGUCAGUGAGUGCUGCUGAGCAAGUGGUGAAAAUCUCAAUGAUUUUGUACCAGCUUUCUUGUGUGUGAGUUUAUUCAUAGGCUCCAAUCCAAUCCAGAUCUGGGAAAUAUGUGCAGAUUCCUAGUGCCACAAGGUUACAACAACUCUGCUCCAGUAGAGACAGGACUUUAGGCACCAUUGGAUCACAAAAAGGUGUAUAUGGGAACUAGGUUACAUAAUAAUUGGGAGGAGGAAAAGCUAUGGCACAGUAGAGAAAUAGGCUUUUGGUAUGGUCCAAUGGGAGAUGAGUACUAAUGUUUUGCAUUGGCCUC
Molecule: messenger RNA, 2495 nt
Organism: Panicum virgatum (switchgrass)
Lineage: Eukaryota; Viridiplantae; Streptophyta; Magnoliopsida; Poales; Poaceae
Exons: 1
Coding region: 443-1447 (334 amino acids)
Source: RefSeq, a predicted model, not a curated record